Messenger RNA from Callorhinchus milii (elephant shark), 3901 nucleotides. Its product is annotated as adiponectin receptor protein 1. Gene Ontology annotation, cellular component: plasma membrane. Gene Ontology annotation, molecular function: signaling receptor activity. The transcript has 9 exons. NCBI's taxonomy places the organism in Eukaryota, Metazoa, Chordata, Chondrichthyes, Chimaeriformes, Callorhinchidae. Bases 205 to 1404 code for a protein of 399 amino acids. The record is from RefSeq and is a predicted model, not a curated record. Gene Ontology annotation, biological process: adiponectin-activated signaling pathway.
GCAGGGCUGGUUGUUUUGCUGUGGCCGCUGGAGGUGAGUGAGGGGAAGCAGCCGCCGAGUAACCGCACGGCAAACCCGGCCCGUCACCCACAGGCACACACAAGGUGAUGGUUUUCUGUAGUGUCUGGUCUGGAUGAUGCUUGUGAAAUCGGCUCUGGCUGUUGAAUAACUUGGGAGCACACCCUGCAGGACAAUCUAAAAGUGAUGUCUGGUGUUUGCCCCUUAGCUUCUCGCCGGGCUAACAAACGGAGGGCACGAGGCAUGUCUGCCCAGAAAGAAACGCGGGAAGCCGGUGGUGGAACUUCAAGCAACACUGAGCAGAGAAAUCAAGUGGAGUUAACUGAACUGGGACCUCUGUUGGAGAGCAAAUCUGAAGGGCCAGCUGGUAGCAAGACACCUUCUGGAGUCUCAGUGCAGACAGACUCGGUGGCACAGAAUGAGGAGGAAGAGGAGGAGGAGGAAGUGGUGGGGAUACUCACUCUUCCUCUUCAGGCUCAUCAUGCGAUGGAGAAGAUGGAGGAGUUUGUGUACAAGGUGUGGGAGGGGCGUUGGCGAGUCAUUCCUUAUGACGUGCUCCCAGACUGGCUGAAGGACAAUGACUACCUCCUGUAUGGACACAGACCCCCCAUGCCAUCAUUCCGAGCCUGCUUCAAGAGCAUCUUCAGAAUCCACACCGAGACCGGCAACAUCUGGACACAUCUGCUCGGCUUCGUGCUAUUCCUGUGUCUGGGAAUCCUGACCAUGCUGAGACCCAACGUGUACUUCAUGGCUCCGCUGCAGGAGAAGGUGGUGUUUGGAAUGUUUUUCCUGGGAGCUGUGCUCUGCCUCAGCUUCUCCUGGCUUUUCCACACCGUCUACUGCCACUCCGAGAAAGUAUCCAGAACAUUCUCCAAGCUGGACUACUCUGGCAUUGCACUGCUGAUCAUGGGGAGUUUUGUGCCAUGGUUGUAUUACUCCUUCUACUGUUCGCCUCAGCCUCGGCUCAUCUACCUCGCCAUCGUCUGUGCUCUGGGAAUCUCGGCCAUCAUUGUGGCUCAGUGGGAUCGUUUCGCAACCCCCAAACACCGGCUGACACGAGCAGGAGUUUUCCUGGGACUUGGCCUGAGUGGGAUCGUGCCCACCCUACACUUCACCAUUGCCGAGGGCUUUGUGAAAGCAACCACGGUGGGCCAGAUGGGAUGGUUUUAUCUAAUGGCUGUAAUGUAUAUCACCGGAGCUGGAUUAUACGCAGCCCGCAUUCCAGAGCGCUUCUUCCCCGGAAAAUGUGAUAUUUGGUUCCAAUCACACCAGCUAUUCCACGUCCUGGUGGUAGCAGCUGCCUUCGUUCACUUCCACGGUGUUUCCAACCUCCAGGAAUUUCGUUACGGACUUGAGGGAGGCUGUACAGAUGACACUCUGCUCUGAAGCCUGGACUAUUACAGACCUCUCUUAUGACGAGACCCAAGUGCAUUGAACGUUUUAUUUUAUUUUAUUUUUCCAAAUGAAUAUAGAUGACAUCUCUCGCCCCUCCUUACCCUCCUCUCCAAAAUAUAACACUUGGUUGGUAGUCACUUUACAAUUGGUGAGGGUGAAUGUUAGCUACGUGUAGCCCAGGUAAAGCGCCUCGCUCCUUAGGCCCAAAACUGGGCUCAAACUCUUGUCUGCCACCUGUUCUUCUCUGUUCUGUUCUGAAGAAUAAAAAUGAGACGUGGUUUAGUGCUGGGCUCCCGCGCUCCGGUUGGGAGCUGUCUGUUCCCGAGCAGUGCCGGAGUCGGGCUGGUACUGCCCAAAACACACAGUUUAGGUGCUACACACAUUGAGGUCCAUGUAAUUUUACUCUAUUCAUUCAGCAGGUCAAGUCAGUCUCUGCACCAAGGGCUGAGACUGUGAGUCAGUGGUAUUAUAGUUCUGAUGUGUGAAGCACUUUAUAGCUGAUGAAUGCACAUCUUGCACAGUAUUUAUUUUAGGCUUUCUUUUUUUCCUUUGUCUAUAUAAAUGUAAAAUUCCUUCACAAGCAUUAGCAGUGAUGAGCUGACGUGAGUUCCAGGGUGGCAGUGGGGCUGCUUGCAUCUCCCUAGUCUAGGGCUGCACACAUAAGAGUCCAGGGGCUGUGCAUUGUCCUCCAGAGGAUCUACACAACAACAACAUAUUGCAUUUAUAUAGCGCCUUUCACAUCGGGAGGAAGUCCCAAGUGCUGAAGUACACAGGUAAAGUCCUGGACUUCACACAGGUAGAGGGUGUACACAGGUAGUCCAGAGUGAAAUACAGGCAGUUUUCAUCCACAAAAUAUAAAGUCAAUUCACUUUACAAAAUAUUCUGUGAAGCACUUUGAGAUGUCUCAAAGAUGUGAUAAGGCGCUGUAUCAAAUGCAAGGAUUAUUUAUAUUACAUUCUAGUUCAGGGGCUGUGCCGCGGCUAGACUGGAGGCAGUGCACGGCCAGGCCACUUGCAUGGACAAGGGAUCAGUAUGCCUGGUCAGCCUCUGUCUAACUCAACAACAUUUAUUAUUUGUGGCAAGUUGAUUAUUUGCAGAUUCUCAAACUGGUGCUGAUGCUCUCUGCAUUAUUUCUGCAUCAAUCGAAGGGACUAUUUCAAACCCAUUGAUUUGCACUGAGAAGGGGAGAGAAGCCGGCUGCUCUUGUGCGCUGCCUAGUGGCUGAUUCAUGAAUUGCAUUGGUGGAGGCUGGGCUGGAAGACUAUGGUGGCAGGUAGAAAUGAUAAGAGCGAAUAGACUAACACAAUAUAAUGAAAUCUUGACUACAUUUACACACACGUCUCAGUCUACACUGAUGUAAUCAAAAUAAAUCGGUGCAGAGUUUGAACAAAUAUCUGAGAUGCCUGACAAAUCUGGAUUAUUUACUGAAAUCCUGGCGUUAUCCUACACACAACUGAGGGAGCAUUUCAUAUCCACACAAGCAUUGUUACAUAAUAGUUCUAGCUUUGAAAUAGACCAAGAAAAGCUUUGUUGUCCAUCGUUGAGCUGAGAGUGAGCUGGGCUCAGUCUCUGGCGAAUGCAGAGGUCUGGAUUCAGAGGGUUUCAUUAGUUUUGGGUCAGUGGACUUUUUCACUUAAACUGCAGUGAAGACGCUUCUAUUGGUAUGAUAAAUCAUUCCUUUUUUUAAAAAAAAUCCCAAACCCUUCAUCUUCUAGAUUCUGGGAUUUAUAAACCAGGGUUUUAAAGUCAUGUUAAAAUUGUAUGGAAUACUGGCUAGGUUGCAUUUGGAAAUAUUGUGUUCAGUUCUGGGCUCCCUAUUACAGGAAAGAUGUCUUAGAGUUGGAGAGGUUGAGAUGCAGAGUACCUAGCAAGAUACUGAAGAGCGGCUGGCUUUUUGUACACACUGGAGCAGCAGAGAUUGAAGGGGGAGAUGAUAGAGGUGUUUGAGGUUCGAAAGGGUUGUGACAAGGUACUUGUGAUCCCAUCUGUGCGGAUUAUUGUUGUACCAAGCGAUGUCUAGGCUAUUCGUAAGCUCUAUGAGAGAUUUGAUGCAAACUCUAAACUUACAGAUGCAUUGGGAGUACUCAGACCAUUGCUAUGGUGUCAGCUUGGCUCAGGUUGUAGCUCUCGCCGAGUGAGUCAGAAAACUGACACUCCCAGUACAAAGCUGAGAAUGUGUUGCGUCCAGGCUUGGGACCUCACUGGAGAACAACAAAAGGCCCAUCAAGCCUAUAUUUGCAUUAGCUCGCCACUGGAGUCAACUCAAUAUUAGCUUCAUGUUAUUUGUAAAUCCAACUGCUUCCUCGUUUCACUGGUGAGACCUUUAUGGAAAACAUUGAGUCCAUCUAACAGGUCUCGAAAGUUUUUUUUAAAAAAGGAAACUUAAAAUAAUAUGAAGAGGUAAUUCCUUGCUGCAGCUCAGCUGUUUACCUGUCAGAUUUAUUCUGCAAGGAUAAUAAAUUUGAUUUGUCAAAAUGUUUCAAAGCAA